Messenger RNA from Plasmopara halstedii, 372 nucleotides. RefSeq lists its product as uncharacterized. The record is from RefSeq and is a predicted model, not a curated record. Bases 1 to 372 code for a protein of 123 amino acids. The transcript has a single exon. NCBI's taxonomy places the organism in Eukaryota, Oomycota, Peronosporomycetes, Peronosporales, Peronosporaceae.
AUGCCUCAUGGAGUAAUUUUAUGUCAACGAACAGCAGCUGCUGCUGGUGAUAUCGUGUUUUUGACUCAAUCAGCUACCAAUAAUGUAUCUGAAUGUUUGCGCGUUCUUCCUACGGGGGCUCUCGCAGUCAAUGCUACAGCCAACGCUGGAAUUACUUGCUUUGGUUCCGCAAACUAUGUUGAUGGUUCCUACCAGAAGGUAUUAGAUUUACAAUCAAACAAUGUGUCUCCAAUAGAUUUCUGUAUUGAAAUUAAGUCUGGAACAAACGCAACAAGUACAAAUGCUACUUGGAUGGGCAAUUUGACUAAUAAUGACUUGCGAUUCGGAGUCAAUCGUGUGAAGCAACUUGAGAUGGAGCUGAAGCAUAAAUGA